Argentina anserina (silverweed cinquefoil) is the source of this 870-nucleotide messenger RNA. RefSeq names its product methyl jasmonate esterase 1-like. Bases 1 to 855 code for a protein of 284 amino acids. The record is from RefSeq and is a predicted model, not a curated record. NCBI's taxonomy places the organism in Eukaryota, Viridiplantae, Streptophyta, Magnoliopsida, Rosales, Rosaceae. The transcript has 3 exons. Gene Ontology annotation, molecular function: methyl jasmonate esterase activity; methyl indole-3-acetate esterase activity; methyl salicylate esterase activity. Gene Ontology annotation, biological process: salicylic acid metabolic process; jasmonic acid metabolic process.
AUGGAUCAAAGAAAGCAGUACUUGAUCACAGAAAUCAUCCUUCUCUGUUUGGUAAACAAGACCAUAGCAUCGUCACAGUCCGACAAGAAGCACUUUGUGCUAGUUCAUGGUUCAUGCCAUGGAGCUUGGUCAUGGUACAAGAUCGUAAACCUAAUGAGGUCAUCUGGUCACAAUGUCACUGCUAUAGACCUAGCUGCUUCUGGUAUUGACCCACAGCAAGCUAAUGAUCUGCACUCGAUUUCCGACUACUUCAAGCCCUUGACGGACUUCAUGGAAGCUCUUCCCCGAAAUGAACGGGUCAUCCUUGUUGGUCAUAGUUCUGGAGGAUUGGCAAUUUCUCAAGCCAUGGAGCUGUUUCCGAGUAAGAUCUCUCUAGCUGUGUUCGUUGCUGCUUUGAUGCCUGGUCCGAACCUCAACAUUUCCACUCUUCAACAAGAGUCAUUUCGGCGAGCAGAUUCUCAAUUAGACAACCGAUAUACAUAUGAUCAAGGCCCAAACAACCCUCCAACAACGUUCAUCUUCGGCCCCCUGUUUUCGGCAACUAGCGUCUACCAACGUUCAUCUAAGGAGGAUUUAGAAUUGGCCACCAUGUUAAUGAGGCCACUACCUUUGUUUAGUGAAGAAGACAUGUCUAAGGAACUAAAGCUAUCCAAGGAGAAAUACGCGUCAGUCAAUCGGGUUUCCAUAAUAGCCGACGAAGAUUUACUUGGAAAGAAAGAUUUUCAACUGUGGGUGAUUAUGAGAAAUCGGCCAAAUCGUGUGGUAGAAAUCAAAGGAUCAGAUCACAUGGUCAUGAUGUCAAAACCAUUGGAGCUUUGGGUGCUACUACAACAACUUGCUAUAAAUUAUUCCUAAUUUAUUAGUUAUAUA